Closterium sp. NIES-65 is the source of this 2256-nucleotide messenger RNA. The record is from the annotation of a GenBank genome assembly. NCBI's taxonomy places the organism in Eukaryota, Viridiplantae, Streptophyta, Zygnematophyceae, Desmidiales, Closteriaceae.
AUGGGUUGCACCAACAAUUCUCCCGCUUUCCAUCACCCCGCUCCAUUGUCCCGCUUUCCACUACCCCGCCCAAUUCUCCCUCUUUCCAUCACCCCUCCCCAUUCUCCCUCUUUCCAUCACCCGGCCCCAUUCUCCCGCUUUCCAUCACCCCGCCCCAUUCUCCCUCUUUCCAUCACCCCGCCCCAUUCUCCCGCUUUCUAUCACCCCGCCCCAUUUUCCCGCUUUCCAUCACCCCUUUCCAUUCUCCUGCUUUCCAUCACCCCGCCCCAUUCUCCCGCUUUCCAUCAUCCCGCCCCAUUCUCCCUCUUUCCAUCACCCCGCCCCAUUCUCCCGCUUUCCAUCACCGCGCCCCAUUCUACUGCUUUCCAUCACCCCGUCCCAUUCUCCCGCUUUCCAUCACCCCGCCCAAUUUUCCCUCUUUCCAUCACCCCGACCCAUUCUCCCUCUUUCCAUCACCCCGCCCCAUUUUCCCCCAAUCCAUCACCCCUCCCCAUUUUCACUCUUCCCAUCACCCCGUCCCAUUCUCCCGCUUUCCAUCACCCCGCCCCAUUCUCCCUUUUUCCAUCACCCCGCCCCAUUCUCCCCCAAUCCAUCACCCCGCCCCAUUUUCACUCUUUCCAUCACCCCGUCCCAUUCUCCCGCUUUCCAUCACCCCGCCCCAUUCUCCCGCUUUCCAUCACCCCGCUCCAUUCUCCCGCGUUCCAACACCCCACCCAAUUCUCCCUCUUUCCAUCACCCCUCCCCAUUCUCCCUCUUUCCAUCACCCAGCCCCAUUCUCCCGCGUUCCAUCACCCCGCCCCAUUCUCCCUCUUUCCAUCAUCGCGCCCCAUUCUCCCUCUUUCCAUCACCCCGCCCCAUUCUCCCGCUUUCCAUCACCCCGCCCCAUGCUCCCGCUUUCCAUCACCCCGCCCCAUUCUCUCGCUUUCCAUCACCACGCCCCAUUCUCCCGCUUUCCAUCACCCCGCCCCAUUCUCCCGCUUUCCAUCACUCUGCCCCAUUCUCCCGCUUUCCAUCACCCCGCCCCAUUCUCCCGCUUUCCAUCAUUCCGCCCCAUUCUUCUCCUUCCAUCACCCCGCCUCAUUCUACCUCCUUCCAUCACUCCGCCCCAUUCUCCCGCUUUCCAUCACCCCGCCCCAUUCUCCCGCUUUCCAUCACCCCGCCCCAUUCUCCCGCUUUCCAUCACCACGCCCCAUUCUCCCGCUUUCCAUCACCCCGCCCCAUUCUCCCUCCUUCCAUCACCCUGCCCCAUUCUCCCGCUUUCCGUCACCCCGCCCCAUUCUCCCGCUUUCCAUCACCUCGCCCCAUUCUUCUGCUUUCCAUCAACCCGCCCCAUUCUCCCGCUUUCAAUCACCCCGCCCCAUUCACUCGCAUUCCAUAACCCGCCCCAUUCUCCCGCUUUCCAUCACCCCGCCCCGUUCUCCCGCUUUCCAUCACCCCGCCCCAUCCUCCCGCUUUUCAUCACCCCGCCCCAUUCUCCCGCUUUCCAACAUCCCGCCCCGUUCUCCCGCUUUCCAUCACCCCGCCCCAUUCUCCCGCUUUCCAUCACCCCGCCCCAUUCUCCCGCUUUCCAUCACUCCGCCCCAUUCUCCCGCUUUCCAUCACCCCGCCCCAUUCUCCCGCUUUCCAUCAACCCGCCCCAUUCUCCCUCCUUCCAUCACCCCGCCUCAUUCUCCCUCCUUCCAUCACCCCGCCCCAUUCUCCCGCUUUCCAUCACCCCGCCCCAUUCUCCUGCUUUCCAUCACCCAGCCCCAUUCUCGCGCUUUCCAUCACCCCGCCCCAUUUUCCCGCUUUCCAUCACCCUGCCCCAAUCUCCUGCUUUCCAUCAUCCCGCCCCAUUCUCCCUCCUUCCAUCACCCCGCCCCAUUCUCCCGCUUUCCAUCACCCCGCCCCAUUCUCCCGCUUUCCAUAACCCCGCCCCAUUCUCCCUCCUUUCAUCACCCGCCCCAUUCUCCCUCCUUCCAUCACCCCGCCCCAUUCUCCCUCCUUCCAUCGCCCCGCCCCAUUCUCCCACUUUCCAUCGGCCCGCCCCAUUCUCCCGCUUUCCAUCACCCCGCCUCAUUCUCCCGCUUUCCAUCACCCCGCCCCAUUCUCCCGCUUUCCAUCACCCUGCCCCAUUCUCCCGCUUUCCAUCAGCCCACCCCAUUCUCCCGCUUUCCAUCACCCCGCCCCAUUCUCCCGCUUUCCAUCACCCUGCCCCAUUCUCCCUCCUUCCAUCACCGCGCCUCAUUCUACCUCCUUCCAUCACCCCUGUUAUAG